AUGAUGUGCAAUUGCUUGGAGCGGGCGCGGACGCCUCUCCUUCAAGAGGGGUCCAGCGGAAAGGCCAGCCGACGGCGCAUUGCGGGCCGGGUGGUCGAGGUGCUAAACGACCACUACUUCAAGGAGCUCCGCGAAAAGCACAAGGUGCCAGAGGAUUUCCUGGACACUGGGAACACACAGGCUCUGAACCUCGACCUCCCCCGUCUGGAAUCCUCUCACGGCAAAGGAGGCCACGGGCAAUUCAACAGCAGCUGCCGACGAUAUGUCGUCAAGUCGCUGUCGAAAGAUGACCACAAGGCGCUUCUGAGACUGGCGGGUCCACUGGUCGACAGAAUGCUGCAGAACCGCACCUUGAUGUGCCCGAUCUACCUCCACUUCAUGGAUGUUGCGACCGGCCGCUUCUUUAUGGCCAUGCGCAACCUCACGGAGGCCGGACCUUGGGCAGCGAAAUACGACCUGAAGGGCUGUGAUGACGACAAGACCAUUGAGCUCAAUGGCAAAACCAUCCAGCCAGUCCGGAAGCGCUUCUAUCGUCCGCACAUGUGGUGUCAGUGCAUGUGGUCGCCAGAGCGAUGGUUGUACUACCAGGGCAAGGUCCAGGCCAGAGCAUUACGGCUUGGUGUUGCUGGCUCACACCAUGAGGAGGUGAUUCAGAUGAUCAAGUCAGAUGCAGAAUGGCUCAUUAGCCACGACAUCAUGGACUACUCCCUGCUGGUGGCCGUGCGGCGGUUGCCGCCAGAAGUCGCGAAGAGUUGUGGAGCAGGCCUGGACUCCGUGGCGUGCCCCGGCGAUGCAGCCAUUGGCCUGCGACGGUGGGCCAUGCUGGACAAGACCACCGGUGAGCUGUUGGUGCUCCACAUGGGCAUCAUCGAUUUUCUGCAGCCAUGGACCACAAGCAAGGUGGCUGCCAUGUACAUCAAGUCUUUUGAGUUCAACAAGGCGACCGUGCCUCCGCCCCUCUAUGGGCAGAGGUUCGCAAAGCACUUUGAGGAGCGGCUUAAGAAAGACGACACGCUCACUGCUCAGUCCGAAACGGUCACUUCUGCCGCCGAGCGUUGGUGCCAGGAGCAUGACGGCAUGAACGGUAUCAGCAAUGGAGAUGGCAUGCCAGGUCAAUGCUGA
Molecule: messenger RNA, 1122 nt
Organism: Symbiodinium natans
Lineage: Eukaryota; Dinophyceae; Suessiales; Symbiodiniaceae
Source: the annotation of a GenBank genome assembly